Messenger RNA from Solea senegalensis (Senegalese sole), 1766 nucleotides. RefSeq names its product iodotyrosine deiodinase (gene iyd). The transcript is spliced from 5 exons. NCBI's taxonomy places the organism in Eukaryota, Metazoa, Chordata, Actinopteri, Pleuronectiformes, Soleidae. Gene Ontology annotation, molecular function: oxidoreductase activity. The record is from RefSeq and is a predicted model, not a curated record. Bases 121 to 966 code for a protein of 281 amino acids.
UGUGUAUAUCUAUGUACCUUUAAGGACCUCAUAGAUACCACAUUUACGCUACUAGAGGCGCAGCAGUAAUCCAACCGCGGCUGUUCGACCGAACAGCAGUUGACUGUACCGCAGACAGUCAUGGCUCUGCUCACCGUCCUCACGCCGGUGCUGCUCCUGAUCCUGUGCAUGGUUAUCGGCUUCAUGCUGGUGAAGCCACGGGAGACAAAGACAGACACGAGACCGUGGGUGGAUGACGAUUUACAGGAUGGAGACGACGUUUUAGAGGAAGACGAGUGUGUGGACUCACAAGGCAGCGAGGAGGACCAUCCACAGGUGCCCUACUCCCUGCAACACUACUCUGAGGAAACGAUGCUGCAGAGAAGCAAGGAUUUCUACAAGAUGCUGAAACAGAGAAGGAGCGUUCGAUUCAUCAGCCCAGAGAUGGUCCCACGAGACGUCAUUGACAAUGUCAUCCGCACUGCAGGUACCGCCCCCAGUGGAGCUCACACACAGCCCUGGACGUUUGUCGUGGUAUCCGACGCAGACUUGAAGCACCAGAUCAGGCUGAUUGUGGAGGACGAGGAGGAGUUGAACUACCGUCAGAGGAUGGGGGAAAAGUGGGUCCAUGAUUUGGCCAAAAUAAAGACAAACUGGGUUAAGGAGUACUUGGAUGUUGCACCGUACCUGAUCCUCAUCUUCAAACAGACAUACGGCAUUUUACCAAAUAACAAGAAAAAGACGCACUACUACAAUGAAAUCAGUGUCUCCAUAUCUUGCGGAAUACUACUGGCUGCGCUGCAGAAUGUGGGUCUUGUGACUGUCACAUCAACUCCCCUCAACUGUGGUCCCCGGCUCAGGCUGCUCCUCAAGAGGCCAGUCAAUGAGAAGCUGCUGAUGCUGCUUCCUGUUGGCUACCCUGCACAAGAUGCCACCGUGCCUGAUUUUGGACGCAAGCCUCUGGAUGAAAUCAGCGUGUACAUGUGACAGACUCAGUCUGUGCAGAGGAAAUAGGAUGAAGUAUAAUGAAAAAAAAAGCUGAAUAAAUUCUUCUUUGUAAUCUUCGGUGGGUCGAGAAGCUAUUGAAAAAAAUUGUAAUCUUUUGAAAUAUGAAUAUUCCCUUGAAAGUUAGGAUGCACUAAAAUCCAUCUAAAAUCAAAGGAUGUGUGUGCUGUUUGUCUAAUGAAGCAAUAGUUUCCACUUUGACUUGGAGUCAGUGAUUCAUAUGAGGAAAAAAAUAUGACUUUUGAACAGCAAUAUCCUAUAAUUCAGUAACAAAAGAUUUGUCGUGUUGGCAUGUAAUGGAUUCAUUUAGUCACAUGAUAGCUCCUUUAAGCAAUUUAUUUUAUAGGCAAGGCAAGUUUAUUUGUAUAGCGCCAUUCUUACACAAGGCAAUUCAUAGUGCUUUACAGAAGCAAGUAAAUACGUUGGAAAUUAAAACAAAAUCAAUUUUUAAAAAAUCAAGUAUAGAAAUAAAACAAUUUAAAGCAUUACAUUUUUUUGUGUUUGCCCUCCCUUAUUUGUCUGGAUGCUUCAUACCAACAAGCAGCUCUAACAUGUAUUUAGGCCCAAGACCAUUCAGUGACUUGUAGACCAGGAUUUUAAACUCGAUCCUUUGACACACAGGGAACCAGUGCAAUGAUAUAUGGUCCAUUUUCUUGCUGUCGGUCAGGACGCUGGCAGCAGCAUUCUGGAUGAGCUGCAGCUGCUUGAUUGAUUUUUUACUGAGACCUGUAAAGACACCAUUACAAUAAUCUAACCAACUAAGAAUAAAUGUAUGAACAAGU